Molecule: messenger RNA, 620 nt
Organism: Anopheles merus
Lineage: Eukaryota; Metazoa; Arthropoda; Insecta; Diptera; Culicidae
Exons: 2
Coding region: 200-454 (84 amino acids)
Biological process (GO): 2-oxoglutarate metabolic process
Source: RefSeq, a predicted model, not a curated record
UCUCUCUCUCUCUCUAUACACCUCGGCCAGCAAUAACACACGAAAUCGUUCUUUUCUCGGUGAUUUGUUUUGAUAUCGUGCGAAGUCUUCGCGGAACACGGGACACAAAAAAGGCUCCCCGGAACGUCGGAAGCAGAUAGUCGCGCACACACACACACCGUCCCGUUGCCAGUUGCUGAAGUUCCGGUUUUAACGCGCCAUGGUAAUGUUGCGCUCGGUGCUGUCCUCCGCCAAGCGCGUGCCGCUGAUCAAGUUCCGCAAGGGUGGCCCGUUCCAGGAGGCGGCCAGCCAUACGGCGGGCGGUGCAGCCGCCAACACAGCCGCUCCAGCGCACGCACGGUCGGUGUCGUCGGGCGAGGCGAUUGAGGAAUGGCAGCUGCCGGCACGCUACCGCAGGAAACCGAUCGAUGACGUCGAGAUGGAUUGCAUUAACCGGGGCGGAGCACCAGCCUAAACCGCUGGUGGGGAGGGCACCGGGCCAGAGCGUAGGUGGUUCCGUCGUGCGUAAUCUCCCCCACCCACCACUCUCCGGAUGGUCCCGAUGGCUUGGCGGCGUUGGGGCACAUGCGUUCCCUAGUUAGUAAAGAGAAAAGAGAGAGAGAGAGAGAGAGAAAAGAGAG